AUGACCUCCCGCGCCGGCCGCAGCUCUUCCAUGAGCCAGGGCUCCAUCCCGAACGGCAAGGCCUGUCGAUUCUGCGCCCGCGAGUUUGCCAAAACCGAGCACCUGAUCCGGCACGAGCGCUGCCAUACCAAAGAGCGACCCUUCCAGUGCAGCAUCUGCGGCAAGAACUAUAGUCGAAAUGACACCUUGAUCCGCCAUCGCAGAACCCACGGCAACAACACCACCACCGUGCCCCCCGAUGUCUUCAGCAGCAAUGAUGCCGCGACAACCUCCGACGGCCUGGAUGUCCCGGAUACGCCCCAGAGAGAGAGAGCCACACCCAACAACUUGAGCCGGACCUCGACCUCCACGACCUCGACCUCCCAUGUAUCCCUAUCCACUCCCCAUCUUCAUCCUCACCCUCAACCUCACCCUCACCCUCAUCAAGGACAUGCCCCCGUGGCCUCCAUGACAGACACCGACUACCAGAGUCCUCCCAUCUUUGACGGCCGGGCGCUGGACUUCGAGUCUCUGGAGAACCAGAUGUUCGGCCAUGACAUGGUCUACCCCGUUUCCGACCUGGUCCCUGGUGGGUAUCACAACGAAAAUGGCACUGGCAGUGGCAGUGGCAUGGACAGCAUCAAUAUCAACAUCACGGGAAUGCCUCAGAUAGACCCCGGUCUCGGUGGAGCCGAGAACCAGCUGCUGGACGGCAGCGCCAACUUGAACCUCUCCAGCUCUUUUCUUGAUCCGGCCUUGAGUCAGUACCCUCAGCAUGCAAGCAUGGACGGCUUCCCUCCCAUAGGCCUGAGCCAUAUGCCAUAUGUGCCUCCGCAAGUCGAACAAUUUCAGUCCUGGCUGGUCACCCCGGACUUUGAUUUGGCAGCUUUCAACAAAUUGUUCGUUCCACCGACGGCCGCUGAGUUCCUAGGGGUGAAGAGUCCUCCCAUUCCUCACCAGUGGAAAGACCACGAGAUGCCUAGUCCUGAGAUCAGUGGAAGUAUGGUUUCUCUGCGAGAGCACUGGGACAGAGACCUGCUACCGAGUAUCGAUGUCUUGAACAUCGCCAUUCAACUCUUCUUCACGGGGUUCAACCCUAUCUUCCCCAUCUUCCAUGCACCGACCUUCCGUUCCAGUGAUCGGAGUGAGCACAGUGAGCUCUUGCUGCUUUCCAUAUGCUCCAUCGGAACGCUGUUCAUGGGCUCUGAUGGCACGACUUUACAGGCGGCGAAGAUGUUUGAGACGGUGCAUCAGCACAUCGAAGGAGCUUGGGAACAAAUCCUCAACAAGCCAAUGACAGAACGAAAAUCCUUCAUCCAAGCUGGCUUGAUCAGCCAAGUCUUUGCCUACCUUUCGGGUAAUCCCAAAUACGUGGCCCUCGUUAAGAACAUGAAUAUGAAAUUGAUAGAUCUUGCUCGGCGCUGUGAGCUUCUUGAUAAUGUUCGUUCUCUCCCGUUGCUAGAGAAGAGGACUACGCCGGAGCUCGAUGGGGCUUGGGAAUCUUGGGCCAGAGCUGAAGAAGUAACCGCUCUUGCUCUCUACAUCUUAGAUGCCCAAUUCGCCAGCACAUUCCACACUCCUCCCGUUCUCCAACACAACGAAUCCCGGCUCCCGGUCGCCUCAAAUGACGAGCUCUUCGCCGCCGCAACUCCAACUCGCUGGGCACACCUCGUCCGUCUCUCCCCAGAACCGAGCAGAAUCACUUCUCAUCUGCAUAUCAACCAGCCAGCCCACAACUGCACGACACCCCUCUCGAAGGAACUAACAUGCAAGGACAGCCGGCUCUCUGCCUCCCUCAUCCUGCACAGCAUCUCCGCUUCAGUUCAAGACUCCAAGGCCGCCAACUCUCUCACACCGCAAGCUAAGCACGCCUACGAGGAGUCCCUCAUCUGCUGGUACCACGCCUACGAGGAAACCCGCACCACGCAAGACGCCGACCCACUAUGCCUCAUGAUCCUCUACCAUGAGAUCUUCAUGACUCUUCUCGUCGACUUCCGCCAGCUCGAGGCCGCCAUCGCCAACGAACCCAAUCCGAACUCGGCGCAGGCAAUCGAAUACGCGCGCUCUUGGGCGACCAGCAAGGCUGCCAAGCGCUGCAUCAUCCACGCCUCGCUUAUCCACCGCCAAGCAGAAGGCAUCCGCUACGAUGCCGAGCCUGCUCUCCACGUCCCGCGCAGCAUGUUUAUGGCAGCAAGAGCGUGGUAUUGCUACAUUCAUUUCGACAGCUCGGACGUCGCGCCGCCGCCGCCGCUGAUACUCGAUAACGAGGUUGAUCUGCCGGAGAUCAAGAUGUUCAACGUGGAUCCGCUCCAGUAUCUACCUGGAGCCAAUGGGUAUGGCACCGCCAAACCGGCGAUGAGUGAGGCUGCCACGCUGGUGCGACUGACCGAUCUACUGGAGCAGGUGGGCCAUUGGGGUAUUUCGAGACGGUUUGCGUUUAUUCUGCGGGGGCUGAUCUACGGGGAGCAGCAUCAGCAACAGGGGGCUGAUGGCUCAGGGUGA
Messenger RNA from Drepanopeziza brunnea f. sp. 'multigermtubi' MB_m1, 2481 nucleotides. The record is from RefSeq and is a predicted model, not a curated record. NCBI's taxonomy places the organism in Eukaryota, Fungi, Ascomycota, Leotiomycetes, Helotiales, Drepanopezizaceae.